Messenger RNA from Cladophialophora psammophila CBS 110553, 2427 nucleotides. RefSeq lists its product as uncharacterized. The transcript has 3 exons. The record is from RefSeq and is a predicted model, not a curated record. Bases 1 to 2427 code for a protein of 808 amino acids. Lineage: Eukaryota; Fungi; Ascomycota; Eurotiomycetes; Chaetothyriales; Herpotrichiellaceae.
AUGUCCGAAAUCCAAGUCGCUGUGACUACCCCUGACGGCAUAUUAGAAGAUCUGGAAACCAGGCAGAAAAAGCGGACAGCAUGCUCAUGCUGGCCGCGCAAUCGAGGCGAAGACAGAAUUGACAAUGGCCUGAAUCCCCUGUUUGAUGAUCGAGCAGAUGUGGAGAUUCAAUACGAGGAGAAAAUCGACAAGAUCCUCCGGCAAGGGAAACGUCCCGAUCGUGUGAUGGGGCUCAGAGUCACGACAAGAUUGGACAGGAUUCUGAAAGAAACGAUAGGUCCAAUGGGCAAAUUGGUCGGCGAAUCAGCCAGAAUGACUUCGCUUAAAGGAAGCAUACCACUUCUAUUUCCAUUCCUAAUCCUGGAGGCCAAGUCGGAAAAAAGUGCAGACACGUUCUCCAAGAUUGACUUACAGUCUGGAUUCGCAAUUCGUAACUUGCUUCAGCUCCAGCGCGAUCUUGCGCGGGCCACAAGUGAAAACCAACAAUACGGGAUGAAGCCACUGGUUUGGUACUUGGCAUAUAAAGGAGAGGAAUGGCGCGUUUCAGGCGCCUACGUGGAAGAAACGAACAAAGAUUCUGGACCAAACUACCGCAUACUGCAAUUAUGGCACGGAAACAUCACCUGGCCACAAGAAGCACUUCGCCUACUUUUAAUUAUUGAUUACAUAUUCGAUUGGGCGCGCGAUGUAUACCGCAGAGACAUCAUCAAUAGAUUGCUGUCUUUGGCCACGAAUGCCUCCCAAAGUCUGCUUGCAGAUACGGAUGUCGGCAGCACCUACAAUGAUUUUCCUGGCAUAUUCGGUGACGAUAUCGAUGAACCUGCAAUAGCUAACUACAUCGAGCAGAUUGAGCCUUUCGAUGUUCCUCACCUACUAACUUUCUUCGACCACGGAAAUCUUGCGCUCCGUGAUGCUAGAUAUAUGACACACAAAGUCUUGGCUUUACAUGUUACUUUGGAAAACCUCGACCAGAUUCUAAGCAAAAUGAACACCAAGGAAAGUGCAAGACAGCUUGCGAGGCAACUGUGGAGGGCGAUAAGCGGCAUAGGGACAUGGUCUGUCACUGCAGACUGUCUUAACGCUGUUGAAAAGUUAUGGACGGGCCAGGAUCGAGAACCAUACACUUUUCAGAACCCGGAACAGCGAUUUCUAACAUCCUUUGCCGUGGACUCUUACCUCACGGAUGGCGAUACCCGUGGAAUGGUCAAAUUUGACCUGUGGAAUCAGGUUCACUCCCUGACAUACAUUGCAAUAGCUCACGAUGCGUUGCGAGCUCUACAAGUGAGAGCAAAUUUCGGUCCUCGCCCUCCGUAUCUGGACAUCGCAAAUUGCCCCGAGAUACAUACAGAACGGGUUGUGGAUCUGCUCAGAAGUUUGCGAUUCUCAUCGGUUCGACAGUGUUUCGCGGCUGCCAUUGCCAGAUCUCAGCUGUAUUCUGGAUCUCGAAGGAGGCCACAAGGCGAUGUAUCCAGUUUCCCAGCAUGCCAAACUGAGUAUGGAGUUGUCCGCUACUUUACUCCAUUCUUGACGACAUUUCAAAGGCCAGCUAGUGCGAGUCCAGCAAUACUGCCUAGGAAAAUGUACAAGCUGUUGAAGAUUGGGAUGGCCGAGCCGGCUGAGAGCUUUCUGCGCGUUUCCCAACAGUCCACUAAGCACGAAAUCAAAGCGACCCGCUCGGGACCAGUGACUUGGUCGAGAGAAACCCGGGAAAUGAUUAGGGAAUUCGAUGCUGUACUCGUGGAGGGAGUUGAUGCUGAAACUAAGAACGGCGAAAAACAUGACCUGGCCCGGUACUGUCUUUUCUUCUUUGAUACUCCUCCACUGGAAGUCUGUCGGGACACACUACGCACAUUCUUCAAUGUCCGCUUGGAAGAGUAUAAUUUCCGUGAUACAAAGUGUGAGGGGACUGAAGAGUUACGACACGGCCUCGAGAUUUUGGAACAUGUCUCGACGCAAUAUCAGUUGAUUGAAUCAAUGGACACAAACGGUGGUCUCAACAGUGUUCCAGACUGGAUUAAAGAGAAAUGCAAAGCCCUCGCAUACCCCCACGUCAAGUGGCCGUAUACCUUUUCCAAGACACUUGACGGCAUCAAAAAAUUGAGCAAGACAUAUGACUUCGGUCAGACUCUCCGUUGCCUUGUUUUGGCCUUUCAAACGGGUCUUUCACCUCAGAACGAAUUCCCUGAGCUCAAGGAUAGACUGGCUCCCCUCAAAGAGCGAGUAGCAGCAUGGAAAGGUCUUCCAGCCGACUCUUCUGCAUCGAUCUCACCAUCCACUGUCCAGCAUUACGCCGAUCCACAACGAGUCAUAGUCAUCGAUGAUGCAGGUGAUGACAUGGAAAGACGAGCUCGUCCAUCGUCAGACAGCGGCAUUGAAGUCAUUGCAACAGGACCAACAAAUCGCAAGCGUCGACUAGAUGAAAUUUGA